Molecule: messenger RNA, 864 nt
Organism: Melospiza melodia melodia
Lineage: Eukaryota; Metazoa; Chordata; Aves; Passeriformes; Passerellidae
Product: 2-oxoglutarate receptor 1-like
Biological process (GO): G protein-coupled receptor signaling pathway
Cellular component (GO): plasma membrane
Molecular function (GO): G protein-coupled receptor activity
Source: RefSeq, a predicted model, not a curated record
AUGGUCUUCCUGCUGGGCUUCCCGGGAAGUUUCAUUGUUGUUUGUGUUUAUAUCUUCAAGAUGAGACGAAAGAUCAGCACCAUAAUCAGGCUGAACCUGGCCCUCACAGAUCUGCUCUACCUCACUGCCCUUCCCUUCCUGACGCACUACUGUGCUACUGGGGAACACUCAAUUUUUGGUGAAUUCAUGUGCAAGUUCACCUGCUUCAUCUUCCCCUUAAAUUGCAGCAGCAUCUUCUUCCUCACCUGCUUCAGUGCCUUCAUAGUGAUGUUUGACACAAUGAAGUUCUUUCACAUCCAGAGGAAGUGGUGGACAGCAAUGGCUUGGUUAAUGGCACUGGGAGCUGUCAGCCCUGUCAACUUCUUGAUCUCUUCCAAAGGGACACGAAACUUAAGGUCUUCAUGCCUCAACCUGACCAGCUCUGCAAACCUGGGCACAAUCAAGUGGCUGCUGACCAGCCUGGCCUUCUUCCUGCCCUUGCUGACAGUGGCUCUGUCCUGUGUACUCAUCAUUUGCACCUUGGCCACUGGCCCCACACAAGCUUGCUGCAAAAAAAAGGCUCUAAGACUUGCUGUUGUCCUCUUGGUGGUGUUCCAUGUGUACUUCCUUCCCUUCCAUAUCUUUUGGGUGGCUCUCUUGCCCAAGCUUGGACGAAAAACUUUCCCAACAAUAUUAGAACUUUUAUGUGUCUCUCAGCCACCAGCUGCACUCAGUACAUGUGGCAACAUAUUGCUUUAUAUUGUGGUGGGGGACAACUUCCAGCAAGCCAUGCUCUCUCCUUCAAGAUCUAAGUGGAGCAAAUACAUCCAGGAGCAAAAACUAUAUGAGCAAGUCAGCUUAAAGUUGUGGAGUCCCUUGAAGUAA